UUCAAUACCCAAAAAAGGAAUCUGCUUUUUGUUUCCAAAGAGGUUUCCGGACCCAGGAGUUCUCAUUCAGAUAAAAGGAAACACGUGGCAAAUAACUAUUUGUCAGAACGUCCUUGGCGAUAAGGAAAUGGAUGAUGAUCUUCUUCCAAAGAAGCGCUUGACAUUUCCCACAUCAUUUGCACUUUAAGCUUACUUAACUAGAAUUAAAUUAACAAGCUUCAAUACCAACGUGCAGGUGAGAAGGAACUGAGAAAAGAAAAGUCAUAAACAAGACAGAUAACAAGUUGUGGCAGAGAUGGCAUCUAUGACCAUGACAGUUUCUUCAUUGCUAAAUGGCUUAGCUUCAACCAUCACCAAGCCUCCGACAACGUCGACACCCCGCCGAGGUCUUGUAGUGGCUAAGGCCUCAAGAGCCUUGUUGGAAGGCGAGCGAACCACUUUGCAAGUGAAGGAGGAGAGCAGUGGAGGUAGGAGAGAAUUGGUGGUUGCUGCUGUGGCUGGAGCUGCAUGGUCCAUCGGUAAGGUGGCCGUGGCUGAGGAACCAAAGCCAGGUACCCCAGAAGACAGAUAACAAGUUGUGGCAGAGAUGGCAUCUAUGACCAUGACAGUUUCUUCAUUGCUAAAUGGCUUAGCUUCAACCAUCACCAAGCCUCCGACAACGUCGACACCCCGCCGAGGUCUUGUAGUGGCUAAGGCCUCAAGAGCCUCGUUGGAAGGCGAGCGAACCACUUUGCAAGUGAAGGAGGAGAGCAGUGGAGGUAGGAGAGAAUUGGUGGUUGCUGCUGUGGCUGGAGCUGCAUGGUCCAUCACUAAGGUGGCCGUGGCUGAGGAACCAAAGCCAGGUACCCCAGAAGCCAAGAAGAAGUAUGGUUCUGUUUGUGUCACAAUGCCUACAGCUCGUAUUUGCCACAAAUGAGGAGCGGUCAGGGAUUAGAAUAACUGUUUGGAUGCUGUUUGUAUAAUUUAUGAAAAAGUUAUGUACACAUUAUCUAUAUAAAUAUAUGUGCCUGCUUACUUUGUUUUGGACC
Messenger RNA from Ziziphus jujuba (common jujube), 1028 nucleotides. RefSeq names its product photosystem II 5 kDa protein, chloroplastic-like. The coding region runs from base 587 to 916 and encodes 109 amino acids. Lineage: Eukaryota; Viridiplantae; Streptophyta; Magnoliopsida; Rosales; Rhamnaceae. The record is from RefSeq and is a predicted model, not a curated record. The transcript has a single exon.